AUGCAUUGGACCUGUUUAGUGUUAGGAGUUAUUCUUAUUUUAACUGCCAUUGAUUUAGAUUCAGCAUCUAAACAUCAUCGAAAUCGUGGCGGUAAAGAUGAUCAAGAAUCAUUACUUGAUAAACAUGAACGUGAAAAAGAGAAAAAAGAUCGAAAAAAAGAUGAAGAAACUAAAAAAGAAGAAAAUCGAAAUAUAACAUGUUAUAAAUGUGAUGGUGACCUUUGUCGAGAUCCAUUACAAACAGGAUAUGCCAUACCAACAGUACAAUGUGAACAUAGCUGUUGGAAAGGUGUUUUUGUUUCAAGUGUUCGUCGAUCAUGUGGCAAUAAACGUUGUGGAUUAUCAUUUCAAGGAAGUUCAGCUAUAAGCAAUACAUGUUGUCAAACACCACUUUGUAAUAAAACUUCAAUGAAAAUACCAUCAAUUAUUUAUUUGUCAAAUGAAUAUUUUCCACAAGAUGAUGAAUUUGGUGAUGAAAUAAUGAAUAUGUCGAAAAGUUUACAUAUGAAUUCACCUGAAGGUAAAAUGUAUGAUAGUGAUAUAAAUAAUGAAAAUAAACGAUUACAAAGAAAAUUAUUAAUUGAACAAUUACAUUCGCAACUUAUUCAUAAUCAAUUACAACGAACACAACCAAGAGAUUAUCUACGUAUAUUACAUCAAUCAAAUACACCAGCAUAUUGGUAUAAAACACCUACACCCUCACGUUCGGUUUAUUUUUAUGAUCGAAAUUAUCAAAAACAAAUUCAACAACCAGUUACUACAAUUGAAAAACCAAAAGUUAAUGUUAAACCUGUUCAAUCAAAAUCAAUACAAACUCCAAGAAGUUCUAGUAAAUAUUCAAGUUUUGUUCAGAAAAGUUCUCUCUCAAUGUCACCUCGUCCAAAACAGACGAUAGAUACACAUCGUAUUACUACUACGAAAUCUUUUCCAUUAAAACAAAGUUCAUGUGAACAUUAUCAUCCACCAUCGCCAAAUUUUUCUCAACGAUAUCCUUCUGCUCAAUCACGAUUCUCAACAUUACUACCUAUUAAUAUUAUUAAACAAGAAUAUAAUUUAUUAAAUAUAAAUGAAAAUGAAAUUUCAAAUCAUCAACCAAUUAUUAAUGAAUCAAGAAAAACAUUAAAUCCAAUCGUUGUACCUUCAGCUUCAUAA
Messenger RNA from Adineta steineri, 1152 nucleotides. Lineage: Eukaryota; Metazoa; Rotifera; Eurotatoria; Adinetida; Adinetidae. The record is from the annotation of a GenBank genome assembly.